Molecule: messenger RNA, 1656 nt
Organism: Arthroderma uncinatum
Lineage: Eukaryota; Fungi; Ascomycota; Eurotiomycetes; Onygenales; Arthrodermataceae
Exons: 2
Coding region: 1-1656 (551 amino acids)
Source: RefSeq, a predicted model, not a curated record
AUGGAGGAGCCACCAGGCCCAGAACUUUCACCGGCCUCGCAACCAUGUUUCGACAGCCAGAGGCAACGGCAGCGAGCAUCGCUUCCUCCACGGCCGAAUGGCGCUGCUAGGCAUACAAAGAGGCUCACUCUCAAUUUUCCUAUCAACAUUCCACCGGAGUUGGUAAACGGACCGCGCUCGGGCAACGACUCGCCAGCAUCUAAACAUACACCUCUGGAUUCGCCAUCACCGACCAUGCCGACACCUCAUCGAGCCUCGCCAUCAAUCGCUAUGUUGAAUGAGCCUCCGGAUGAGGGCUAUGGGUUCCUCACGGCCCUCGCUGCCCAGGAACGGAAGGUGUUGGAGCUCAAGGAAGAACUACAGAGGGCAGAACUGGAGCUUACGACUUUGAAGAAACAGUGGGAGCAAAACGAAAAGGGCAGAAAGAUAACCCAGGUUGUCCAUCGUGCGGAGGCGAUGAAGCCGCUGAGACAAGCUGCAAUGGAAGGAAACCAGGCCGAGGAAACAGGAACUAUUCAGUCCCCCGCUGAGAGCGACGCAUCAUUGACAUCCGGUCAGAACAGGCUUAGUCGUGAUUUUGAGAGACGGCACGGCUCGAGGCAUUCUGUGUCACACCUGGCAGGCACAAAUCCACCAUCCAAGGCGAGGACCGUUUUUCAGAGCUCUCGCCAUACACGUACCCUCUCGCUCCUCGCCUCGGCCAGGGAUGAUUUCAGUCCUACAUUCCCGCAACCGAACGAUACAAGGAGCGCACGACCGUCUGGUUACCCUAGAUCUGCAACUCUUCCCUCCGUUGACCGAGAGCCAAACGGCGGCAAACAAAAUAUCCUCAUCCCCGCAAGACAGAAAUCUCUACAGGACAAAGGCUUAUGGCGAAGGUCUCUUCCACCCAUACCCCAGGAUGCAACUACUGAAGCCCUCGUACGGACAGGAAAGCAGAUGGCCACAGAUUUCAAGGACGGGCUGUGGACGUUCCUCGAAGAUAUUCGUCAGGCAACGGUGGGAGACGAAGGUAUCAACGCGACCCAAUCACGGACCUCCCAAAUAUAUCAACGCCCGGACCAAUUCAUAAAUAGGUCAGGAGCAGGCGGGGCAGGUUCCCGAAACCACUCGGCAACACCUUCGAGGAGCGGGCGAUCAACAUCUUCGAGGCCAGCCACUGCUGCCAGGCAAAAUAAACAUGGCACUGCUUCGGAUACCGAUUUUUGGGAAGAGUUUGGUGUCGCUGCUCCAAACAAGGCACAGUCAAGCAAACCUGCAAACCGGAAUCAAAAGAAGUCAAGCACCAAUGGCCUUGGCCUCCAACAAAGUUUAUUGGAUGUAGAUGAUAACUGGGACAUAUGGGAUAGCCCUCAACCGCAGCCAAAGUCUCACACACCGUCCUCAAGCAGUUCUACAUUCCCAUCUAAAAGGGACCAUUCACCAUCGACAAAUGCUAGCAGCCCACGAACGAGUGCAAGCGUGGCGGAUUAUAGGGACAUGGACGUGGAGACUGUUAGCAGUCCCGAACAUCCAGAUGGCAUACCAUGGCCAGUCCUGACCAAAUCCACACCUUCGAAAUUGACUCGCACUGCUUCAACUUUGAUGGCUGAGUGGGAGCGAAGUUUAUCCCCGGCCAGAUCAGACAACGCAAACAAAGGACCAAAAGACGACUAG